Messenger RNA from Peronospora matthiolae, 417 nucleotides. The record is from the annotation of a GenBank genome assembly. Lineage: Eukaryota; Oomycota; Peronosporomycetes; Peronosporales; Peronosporaceae.
AUGCAGGGUCUUGCGGAUGGUCCCGUCAAGACUCACCUGUUCCGACUUGAACUAGAUUCGCUAGAACAAGCCAUUUCCAUUGCGGAACAGGAAGACUUCAGUCUGAGACAGGCUCGCGCCAGCUCGACAUCAUAUCGUCAACCGAGACGGUAUGACAGCGGAGGUCCAGAGCCGAUGGAACUCUGUUAUGUAGAGAGCGAGAAGGCUCGCUCUACAGACUACAAGAAGUUGCAGAGAUGCAACAGAUGUCAAAAGACAGGACACUACGCUUACGAGUGUAGUGCCCCUCGUCCAGUGUCUCGCAACACUGGGCGUAGUGACCGUCCACCCAUGAGAAAGGGGCAGGGACGAGGGUCCGCUGUUGGUGCAAAGACGCAACAACGGGAUGGACCGUCAAAAAACGGACAGGAUCAGUAG